Messenger RNA from Knipowitschia caucasica, 1281 nucleotides. Lineage: Eukaryota; Metazoa; Chordata; Actinopteri; Gobiiformes; Gobiidae. The record is from the annotation of a GenBank genome assembly.
AUGAGUUCCAUCCAGAGUCAGCUGGUCAGCUCCCUCAGCGUCCUGUCAGCGUUCUACUCCCCAGGCCAGAAAGCUGCAGCUGCCAGCAAACAGCAAGAGCAAGCUGGACUCAAAUCUAUUAUGAAGAAAAAUGGCGUUGCAGACAAGCCGGGGAACAAGGGAGCUAAGAAAAACCUGAAGUUUGUCGGGGUGAACGGAGGCUAUGAGACAACAUCCAGCGAGGAGUCGGAUGGAGAUGAAAAGUCAAAGGAAGAGGACAGUUUAGAAGCAGAAGUAGAAAAGGACAAAGAGAAGCAGCCUGAAGAGAAAAGCCACGAGGAGUCUCCAUCAGCGCAGACAGAGCCAGAGGGGACAGUAGCCACACCGUUAGCAGAGGCCGGAGCAGAGGCCAGAGCAGAGGCCGGAGCAGAGGCCAGAGCAGAGGCCGGAGCAGAGGCCAGAGCAGAGGCCGGAGCACCGGGGGAGAAGCAGGAGAGCGAGGAGAGGGGGCUGCUAGAUGUCACCCCUGAGCAUGAGGUCCUUGAGGAAGAUGGGGAGAAAGUUGACAGAGGAUUCGUAGAUGCUUGUCUCUAUGUGAAAGACCGCAUGGAGGAAGUGUCCUCCCCUGAUAAAGAAAUGCGGCAGGUGUUGAUGGUGCUCUACCAGGAGUGGUUCCGUGUCUCCAGUCAGAAAGACUCCAGCGUGGACACGGUCAGACUGUACCUGAGACAAGUUGGGAUGACCACGCCCACCCUGCUGCCCUAUGUGGUUAAUCUGACCGACGGGAACGGCAACAUGGCUCUGCACUACAGCGUCUCACACUCAAACUUCUCCGUGGUCAAACUGCUGCUCGACACAGGCCUUUGUGAGACCGAUAACGUGAACAAGGCGGGCUACACUCCGGUGAUGCUGGCUGCGCUCACAGCUGCUGAGAGUCCGGACGAUCUGGAGGUGGCUGAACAACUGCUAAAGAUGGGUGACGUCAAUGCACGCUCUCGUCAGGCCGGCCAGACGGCGCUGAUGCUCGCGGUGAGCCAUGGCCGCGUUGCCAUGGUUAAGCUGCUCCUUAGCUGUGGAGCGGAUGUAAACGGCCAGGACCGAGAAGGCUCCACGGCCCUGAUGUGCGCAUGCGAACACGGACACACGCACAUCACACGCCUGCUGCUGGAGAGCGGCCAGUGUGACAUGAGCCUGGCUGAUAAGAACGGACAGACUGCCAUGAGUGUUGCAGAAGGAGCCUCACACAAAGACAUCAUCGACAUUUUAAAAUCUUACAAAAAGUCGACUCCGGGCCUUCUCUGA